GAAAACACUGACAGAGGACACACAAGCCACAGACAAUGCCAUUCCUAGGACAGGACUGGAGGUCCCCCGGGCAGAGCUGGGUGAAGACGGAGGAUGGAUGGAAGAGAUUCCUGGACCAGCACAGCAAUUAUGUCAGCGACAUCAACAGUACACUUCACUAUUUCAAUGUGGAAAACAAUAAAGAGAAUCUCUACAACAACCUGAAUUAUGACAUUUCUGCUAAGAAAAGGAAGAAGGAUCUUCUUAAUAACAACACAAAGACACAAUAUUUCUACCAAGAAAAGUGGAUCUACGUGCACAAAGGAAGCACCAAGGAGCGCCAUGGCUAUUGCACUCUGGGUGAGGCUUUCAACCGACUAGAUUUCUCCACUGCUAUCUUGGACUCCCGGAAAUUCAACUAUGUUGUGAGGCUUCUGGAACUGAUAGCAAAGUCUCAGCUGACCUCUCUGAGUGGCAUUGCCCAGAAGAACUACAUGAAUAUACUGGAGAAGGUGGUUCAGAAAGUUCUGAAGGAUCAGCAGAGCAUUCGUCUGAUAAAGGAAUUGCUGCAGACCCUGUACUCAUCACUGUGCACGCUGGUGCAGGGACUGGGAAAGUCUGUCUUGGUGGGGAACAUUAACUUCUGGGUCCCUAGGAUGGAGACUAUUCUGGACUGGCAGCAGCAACUGCACAACAUCCAGAUCACCAGGCCCGCUGUUAAGGGAACGACCUUAACCGAUCUCCCCUUGUGCCUGCAAAUGAACAUCAUACAGAGGUUAACGGACGGGAGGGACAUUGUCUGCCUGGGUCAAGUGUCCUUGGAUUUGCAAGUUCUCAGCGAGGACCGUCUGUUGUGGAAAAAGCUGUGCCACUAUCACUUUACAGAACGCCAGAUCCGUAAGAGGCUCAUCAUAUCCGAUAAUGGGACUCUGGACUGGAAGAAAAUGUAUUUCAAACUGGUCCGGUGCUACCCCAGAAGAGAACAAUAUGGAGACACACUACAGUUCUGCCAACACUGUCACAUCCUGUCCUGGAAGGGUACGGAGCACCCCUGCACAGCAAACAAUCCAGAAAGCUGCUUGGUCUCCCUCUCCCCACAAGAUUUCAUCAACUUGUUCCGGUUCUGAACCUUCUGGAUCACAAUAACGAACUGAACUGAACAAUGUUAUGGUCUGAACCUACUCUGUGAAUAGUGUACAUUUUGCAAAUAACGUAAGCCACAGAUAUUUUUGGCGGAAGAGGGCAGAGUUCACUCCACACUAUUCAAGGAAAGUGUUUCACUACGAGACUCGGCUGGACUUCGCGAAGCGUUGGCCAAGGACAAUCAGUCAUAGUAGGGUGGACUUAGAUGUACUGGGAUCCAAGAAGCAGGACCUGAGAUGGUCUGUAUAUAGGAUCCUCAGCUUUCAUGGCCUGUGAAUUUGAAAGGACUUUUGCUUUAUUGAAGACUCUUUACCUUGAUCAGAAAUCUUCAUAUGACCUGCUAUUGCCAUAAACUUUGCUACUCCUUAGCACUCCGCCGACAGAAUGUCGAAUACACCACACAUCUCUCUACCUCUUUCAUACAACAACCCUCCAUCCAGUAGAAUUGAUUCAUUUCGCAACACAGACCAGCCUGAUGUAGAAAAGGAAACGGGUGAAUAUUUUAAAGGGACUCUAAUGUCGUUGAUUUUAAUUUUCUUUUGGGUGAGUCUGGUGGUUAUAUCGUAGGACGAAUGCACUAUUGUCUAGGAGU
This is a messenger RNA of Nanorana parkeri, 1714 nucleotides long. It is a transcript of the gene FBXO32, whose product is annotated as F-box protein 32. The transcript is spliced from 10 exons. Gene Ontology annotation, molecular function: protein binding. NCBI's taxonomy places the organism in Eukaryota, Metazoa, Chordata, Amphibia, Anura, Dicroglossidae. Gene Ontology annotation, cellular component: SCF ubiquitin ligase complex; cytoplasm; nucleus. The record is from RefSeq and is a predicted model, not a curated record. The coding region runs from base 36 to 1106 and encodes 356 amino acids. Gene Ontology annotation, biological process: protein ubiquitination.